Messenger RNA from Eufriesea mexicana, 763 nucleotides. It is a transcript of the gene dnk, whose product is annotated as deoxynucleoside kinase. The coding region runs from base 20 to 763 and encodes 247 amino acids. The transcript is spliced from 4 exons. Gene Ontology annotation, molecular function: deoxynucleoside kinase activity; ATP binding. The record is from RefSeq and is a predicted model, not a curated record. NCBI's taxonomy places the organism in Eukaryota, Metazoa, Arthropoda, Insecta, Hymenoptera, Apidae. Gene Ontology annotation, cellular component: cytoplasm; mitochondrion. Gene Ontology annotation, biological process: nucleobase-containing compound metabolic process.
UGGUAAAAAUUUAACGAUCAUGACUUUAAUAGGCAAAACUCAAGUUGUCCUAAAGAAAAUAUCAACCUCUAUUUAUAAAUCAUAUAAAAGGCCAUUUACAAUAUGUAUAGAGGGUAAUAUAGGAUGUGGUAAGACAACAUUCUUGAAUAAUUUUGAACAAUUUAACAAUGUAACAAUUCUACAAGAACCAGUAGAACUUUGGCGUAAUGUUGCAGGAACAAAUUUAUUGGAUCUCAUGUAUAAAGAUCCUAAACGAUAUAGUUUUUUAUUUCAAUCUUAUGUGAAUUUAACAAUGAUAAAACUUCAUGUAUAUAAAUCUUCAAUGCCUUACAAAAUCAUGGAGAGAUCAAUAUUUAGUGCAAGAUGUUUUAUAGAAAACAUGAAACGCACAAAAUUAUUACCUGACGUAGAAAUAGAAAUUCUAGAAGAUUGGCAUGAUUGGUGUAUACAAAAUGUCAAUAUAGAAACAGAUUUAAUAAUUUAUUUAAGAUCGUCUCCAGAAGUUGCAUAUCAAAGAAUACAAACCAGAGCAAGGAAAGAAGAAAAUUCUGUAACAUUAGAGCAUUUAAAACAACUUCACAAUAUUCAUGAUGAAUGGCUUUAUUAUCAGACAUUAUUCACUAUACCAGCACCAGUUUUAACAUUAAAUGCAAAUAAAAAUCUAGGAGAUAUGCUUGAAGAAAUUGAGAAUUGUAAAAACUAUAUUUUUAGUAAAAAGGAGAGAGAUAAAAACAAAAUUGAAAUAUUACCAGAUUCUUCCUAA